UCACAUAGGUAAGCCUAUCUCAACGUCCCCUAAUUUGUAGACAAGAGGCCUCCACCUCGUAAAGCGACCUGAAAAUCGGGAAAAGCGGCGUGCGGCAUUCGAGCAAACCGAUAGCGAACUAGAGCGGCAGCCUCGCGAGUCUGCUUUGUUUCAUCAUCUUUUCAACAUGCAAAGCAUUAGGAAUUCCAUCUUGUGGCAUGUGAGGGUAGGGAGUUCAGCCGACAAAUGUUUGCCCACCGAGAGAGGACAUGUGAUCAAAUCUCUGAGCCGCCACAUGUGUGCAGCAGCAGGUGCCGGCGCUGAUCAAAUAAAGGACCGAGUUAUUAAAUUGGUGAAGAAAUUUGACAAAAUUGAUGCAUCUAAGGUUACUGAAACCGCUGAUUUCCAAAAGGACUUAAGCCUGGAUAGUUUAGACAGGGUCGAGCUCGUAAUGGCGUUUGAGGAAGAAUUCUCCAUUGAAAUCCCUGAAGAGAAAGCCGAUAAGUUGACCUGCUGUGCUGAUGUUGCAAGAUACAUAACUUCUGGAGCUGAGCAGAAGUGUGUUUAGUCCUCUGCCUAAUUUCCAUUUAGGAUAUGAUUUCUGUGUUCAAAAUGUCUUUUUGGGAUUUUCACAUGACAUUAAUUAACCUUAUUUUAAAGCUAUAAAAACGUAGGUAAAACCUUGAGACUGAUUAAGAUCACA
Messenger RNA from Malus domestica (apple), 682 nucleotides. Its product is annotated as acyl carrier protein 3, mitochondrial. Gene Ontology annotation, molecular function: acyl carrier activity; acyl binding. Gene Ontology annotation, biological process: fatty acid biosynthetic process. The record is from RefSeq and is a predicted model, not a curated record. Lineage: Eukaryota; Viridiplantae; Streptophyta; Magnoliopsida; Rosales; Rosaceae. Gene Ontology annotation, cellular component: mitochondrion.